CAGCAGCCAGUCAGUCACGCCGUACACCAGUCACCAGUUGGAGAGGGUCGGUGAUAGUGUGGUGGUGGUGAUGGUGAUGGUAUUGUGGUGAUGGUGUUUGCUCAUCGGUGGUGCUACGCGAGUGUCGAGGCUCCUCAUGUCAUCCGAGAGGCACCAGGGCUAUUACGGGGCCCCCUACCCUCCGGCCGGGCCUAGACCAGACCACGUCCCACCACAGAGGCGCGACAGGUACUCUGAGGGUCAGCAGCUUCCACGCGCCGACCACAGGAGGCCGCGGGAGCACCACCAGGCCAGGCAAGACUCACGGUGGGGCGGGGAAGCACGUACGCCCCAAGAAGCGCCCCACCGACACCCAUCGAGGUAUGACGGGCACGGCGGGCAGGAUCAGCGACGAAUAGACCCACGUGCCCAUGGAGAUUGGAGGGAACAGACAAGGUAUCCCAGAGACGAAGGGCACUCUCGCUCCUCUAGUCGAUAUCCUCCACAAAAAAGUCAGUGGGAGGCGGAGCAGCGGCAUAGAAGCCAGUGGGAGGCAGAGCAGAGACAUAGAAACGAGUGGGAAGCGGAGCAGCGGCACAGAAAUCAAGGCUGCAGGCGGGGUUACGACACUGCAGGACCUGACCACGUGAGACAGAGCCACAGACAGGGCGCGGGGAGAGCCAUGCAAGACGGGCAGCCGAGGACGUGGGGCGCGACAGACGAGAUGGACGGGCGUCAGCGAGAGGGCAUUGGGGGUCACACUGAGGUUCGCCAAGAGUAUCCAGAGCCCAGAAGGGAACACGGCCUUGGACACGCCAGCUACGCCCCCAACAGUCACCAUGAGGCGUGGGAGGCACAGCAUGGAUACCCUCACCCCGGCACACACCCUCACCAGGAGCACCAUGCAGGAGGUGGCGAUCCCCGAGCCUUCCAGUACGAGGAGGGUCAGUGGGCGGCGUCGGGGUGGGAAGAUGACAUCUACGCCAUGCUGCCCUCACAGAUGGACAUGACCAAAGGAACUAUUCGCUUCCGAGGGAGUUUGCGGAACCGCCGUGGCGCCCCCGUGUCGACCGCCUGGGAGCAGCAGCAGCACCACCAGGAGGUCGAGGACGAGCCCCAGACGGAAGCCGAGGUGCUGGAGGCCCUGGACUGUUUGCGGGACCAGCCGUGGCCGCUAGACCGCCGCCGAGAGACCAAGAAAAAACUCAAGGCAAAGUUGAGCAACGCCGACGUCAAGUGGUAUUCGAGGCGCCCCGUGACGAAGGCGGUGCGGAAGGGCGGCAACUCCCUGGCCAAGCUCUUCCAGGCUAACUACAUCUGGGACCACGUUCUCAAGCGCAUCGAGGGGAAGUUUGGAUCAAGCGUGGUGGCGUUCUUCAAUUUCCUUCGCGCUCUCAUCCAACUGAACUUCCUGCUCGGCCUGGUGUUAGCCGGGGGCGUGGUAGUGCCCGCCGCCCUGCUGGCUGGAGGGCCGGAGCUGCAGUACUGGGGUUGGGUGCCUCAGGGGGAGAGCAGUAACGUAGCCACCUACAAACUCAACGACUUCAACGACGACCACGACCCUUGCUACUACACUCUGGGACAACCCGCCAAGUUUCAGGAUUGCAGCACCAACUACACCAACAACCUGGAGAACAUCGAGGCGGAGCACAAGGGCGACGUGAUCAAGUUGGCGCAAGACUUCCUGCAGGGCACUGGCUUUCUCGAGUGGACGAUCCUCUUUGCCGGCCGCUUCCCCGCCUCGGCCAACCUGGACAGUCACUAUAAGCUGGGCCUCGCAUACAUUCUGUCGGUCAUCACUGUUCUUCUUAUCUCCCUCAUUUUCGUUGUGUACUUCGUGGCUAAAUUCUUUCGCCAGUUGCCUGCCAAAGUGGGAGAUAAAAGCACGAAUUUCCCCAACAUCAUUUUCCCUGCCUGGGAUUACACGGUGCGGGAGGAGAAGGCCGCCAAGACGAUGCAUAUCUCUAUCACGGGUGAGGUGAAGACUGCCUUUGAUGACGAACUCUUCCUCGAGAGAAAGCAGCAACGCACGAGGAACCAACGCAUAACUCUCAUUCUCACCAGAAUAGCCAUCAACGCUGCAGUCGUCGUCCUGGUCUGCGCAGGUUGGACGGGCAUUUACUUCCUGGUGGAUUUGUCGCAGAAAAAUCUUGAUAAAUCGCAGCCCUCACAAAAGUUCCUGUGGGAGUACGCCCCGACCGUCACUGUGUCAGCCUUCAACUUCGUGUACCCGCUGCUCUUCUCGUUAGUGGUGCCGUACGAGCAUUACCGCGGACACACGGAGUUGCUCAUUACUCUGGUUCGCUGCGUUUUCGUCAGGUUAACAUCCCUGGUCGUUCUCAUGUUCACCAAGAUCAUUGUAAUAUCGCAAAAGCCACAAAGCUGUGACCUGGAGAAUCCUUACAUCUGCUGGGAGACGUACCUCGGCCAGCAGAUCUACUCCAACCUUCUGCUGGACAUGCUCCUACACCUCGGCAUGACCUUAGUGGUGGACGUGGCCCGCAAGUCAUUGUUCCGCUUCGACAAUGCCUUGUGCAAAACGUUGGGCCGCAUCGAGUUCUUCGUGCCGACCCACGUGCUGGAUAUCGUCUACCUCCAGUCCAUGUGUUGGAUGAGCGUCAUCUUCGCCCCCAUCCUCACCAUGGUCAGUUCGCUUUGGUUCUGCCUGCUCUUCGGCCUCAAGCUCUUCACCGUGACGUACACGUGUGUCCCGGCGACGAGGGUGUUCCGCGCCUCCCGCUCCUCCGCCAUGUUCAUGACCAUCCUCUGCCUCGCCUUCCUCCUGUGCCUCGUUCCCAAUGGCAUGGCGCUGCUCUACCUCCGCCCCUCCUCCGCCUGCUCGCCCUUCCGAGGCCUCGACUACAGCUGGCAGAUGUUCACCUACUACGUCUGCCAAAUGACCAACGCCAGCACCAACUGGAUAAGGUGGGUGUUGUUCACAGUGGACGAGGCGGUGGUGGUGGGCCUGCUGUUCCUGGGCCUCCUGCUGCUGCUGGCCUACUACUCCUCCCUCGUGGGUGCCCGCAAUGGCCUCAUCAGGAGGCUGGAGGCGAAGCUCAAGCACACAGCCAAGGACAAGGUCUUCCUCAUGUCAAAGCACAUGCCCACACAGGCAGUUUCUGCAGGAAGCUGAGUUCACGUGGGUCCACAAGAUGAAGAGUAUUUGAUUCAUGGAGCGCCACACAAUCAGUUCCAGUGACCUAUUUUGUGCCUCAUUAUUUUUUUAAGUCCUUUGUUUAUAAAUACAUAUUAGGUACUAUGAUUUUAAUUAUUAUUAUUAUUAUUAUUGUUACCAUCAUAUUUUUAUCAAGUCCUCCAUCUCACCUGUGCGUGAGUGGCUGCAUGAAGACAAUAAUGUAUCAUCGCCGAGGCUCUGAAUACUCCCGCAGCCAUGUGCUCCUCCCACACCACCACAGUGAAUUUGAUAGGUCACAUUCCUAAUUGCAUAACAGCUGGUACAUCAGAGUGCAUGUUUAUCAAUACUGACUCAAUGAUCAUGCACUCCCACCUCUCACAUGCACAGCCAAAGAGAUGGUGUUGAGUUUCAUGUGUGUGUGUGUGUGUGUACAUUCAUAAAAUGCACUAGAAGCCAUGGCAGAAUUUUCUUUGGCUGGCCAAGCAACAUGAACAAAGUGCUAGGUAAGUAUAUAUAUUAUGAGUAACCCAUAAAUAUGGGGGACCACCUAGACCUAGUGACUACCUAGUGUGAGUAUUAUGUUUUAUAAAUAAUAUGACUUGCAUGUACCUUAAAAAAGCUAUUUUUAAUGCAUCACUACCUUUGAUAUACACUAACUGGUUAAAGGUCAUUCAAGUUCAACUUUUUUUUUUGUUUGUCAUUCAGUCUGUAUUGGUUGCAUGUGGCUGUACAGCAUCAGGUCACUGUAAAAAUUUCAUAAAUGCUGAGUAUGGAUCAACAGAUGCGUACAAUUUUGCAUUAAAAUCAGUAAACCUCAAUAUAACAUUUAGUUUACUGUAAAUAUCAUGUGGGAAUGUAUGCAGAGGCUGCACAGAUUAUCAUGUAAUUGCAUCAGUUUAAAGGGAAAGAAUUCCAAUCAUAGGAAAACAGGUCUUUGCAGAUUUUUUAUGAAGAACUCGGUCAUUAAAAAAAAUUCACGCAACCAUCAAAAAACUAUAUACUAAUGCUUUACAGCAAACAUUAGGUUAUAGGUUAUUCCAUGGAGGUAAUGCAGGAAUGGCAGGGCAUUGCCUGGGUGCUGCAACACGAGAUGCUUGCGUAGUCUUUGGCAAAGAAUUGCACAUCAUGGCUUCAGGAGCCUUUUUCUUCCCUGAGUCUGGCCUUACAUUACUUCUUCUCAAAAUCUCCCAAAAUUCGAAGAGGACACUUUUGAGGCAAGAAUACUAAACACACAUCCGCAAGAGGGCACCUCUACAGGAUUCCAGAGAACUUUGUUUCCAACAGCAGCACCAAGAAUGGAGUGUGAGAACAUGUAAAAUAUUACUACUUCAAUGGUAAACAGGCUCAAGAACUUAAACUAACAUUUGCACUUGUGGUGACUCCACUAGGAAUCCACUCAGUAGCCUUCAAUCAAUCACGUCAGUCUUGCACAGAUUCUCAAAUAUUCCACCACCUGAUCUAAAAAUUAUAAUGGAUAUCAGAAAACAAAGCAAGUAUAUAAAUAAUUCUUUACUGUUGAUAUAACCACAUAUACAAAAAUUAAACACUACACUACCACUUCCUUUGUUAAGGUAAACCUGUGAUCCUUUGGUUUCUGCAAUUUUGUCAUAACACUAAAGGCAUUUUAUAAACUGCAAAAUUGGGUUUCUUUGCUGAACAUGAUUGCACUGGCUAUAAAUACUGGCAUGACCAAGUUUUUGUGUCAGCUUUGUACCUGAACACUGCCUACCUGCUGUGCUCUGCCUUACAAUUGGUAUUUACUCUAAUACAUGUUUUCUAAUUAUUAUUCUACAUCAUGGAUUGUAAAUUUUGUAACAAAUCUUUUCCAUUAGUAGCAUCAAACUUCUAAGUAACCUUUGAUAGUUAACUUUGAGCACAUGAACAUUUAUAUUGAUUCCAGAAAAGAUGAGAGCAAAACAUGUAAGAAAUAUUGUGCCAUACACAAGAAAGAAAUGUGUUGUACUAAUUAAUACUUAAAACCUAUAUUACUAGCAGUGAUAGCAAUCUGGUCAUAAAUAAUGUAUAUUUUCAGUUUUACAGUAACUGCAACACUACAUACUUGAAGUACUCCCAUGAUGCAGCCUCAGACACAGUCUCACUGUCCAUGACACACACAACUCUGCACGCCACCUCGCAUCACCCACACACUAGGCCGGGUCUCUAUCAAAGGGUCACUACCUCAGCCACGUCCAUGCAAACCUUACCCCACAAACCUCACACAAUGGCAUGGAAAUACAGGAGGAACUCACACACAUGAAUACAGUUUGCUAAGAAAUUAAUUCAAGUAUUGUCAUUAAUUACACAAUUGAGGUCCUUAAAAAUUAUAUCUAAACCCUAUGAAAAAUCAAAGCACACAAAAAAGUCAAUAUCACUUUUUAACUUUAGAAAUAGAAAUCACUUCAUAAGAGAAGAAAAUAAUCAUCAGGUUAGUGUGAUCAAUGGUCAAGUGAAUCCUCAAUGAGCAGAGGACAGAAUGGCCCUGCCCCCGCCCCCUCCCCUGCUGAACUUUUCUUUCAUGCCAGAAGCAGCGAGCAACAAAUCAGUAUGGGCACAUUGUGAAUAUCUGCUGGAACCAACUUCCCUCAAUAACAAAAUAGUGUCUAGACAGACAGACAUGACUAAUUUUCAUUGAUUUUUACUUAGAAUCCAAUGUUAAGACACAAUUCAUUUGUGUGUGUGUGUGUGUGUGUGUGUGUGUGUGUAAAUCCUUUUUAGUCUAGUCAAUCUCAUGGAUUCACCUUUUUUUUUUGGCUUGUGUAUUAUAUUUGAACGCUAUUAUCACCACACCAAAUGUCCUACACUAUAUGCUUCAGGAAACUAUGGUAAUGAGAUGGUAGGGAAAUGUAUGACAGCAAAUAAGUGGAACUGUGAUAGAAAAGGAAAACUCAGUAAUAUUACUUCAGUGCCAAAACAUGGCAAAGUAUGGUAAAUGAAGGUUUGAUAUGAUGUAGAGGAUGACUUAAAGAAUCAACUAUACAAUGAAGUAGCCAUCACACUCGUAAUCCUGCAAUCUGACCAUCGGCUUUCUCUGUGGAUUACACGCACAAAAGGUUUUCGUGUGUCAUGUGAAUGGACCGUAUUGGCUAUACAGGCAGCGCCACAUGUGGCCACUCAACUCUAAGCUGAAUUUUCCGUAGAGUUCAAGUUAUAGACUAGCAUAGCUGGGCGUUAUCACGAUAAGUUAUCGCAAUGCUCUAUCGCUGAUAACAAAAUCGGGUUAUCGGCCAUCCGCUACUUAUUUAAAUAUAUAUCGGUAUCUUCGUUACUUUUGUAACCAAACUAGCGAUAAUCACUACUUUUUCCACCUCUCAGAAAAAAAGUCUCCUCCCAUGCGCAUGCGUGGCCCGGGCGCCCGGUGUUGUAUGAAAAAACUUCGGGGUAUGAAAUAUCUUCGGUGAAGAGAUUUCAUACUUAGAUCAACAUUAAAACAAUUGGUUAUUUUUUUAUGUUACUCAAAAAUCAAUGUAUCAAAGAGAAAAAUCAUUUAACUUUGCCCAAAAAAUUAUUAUUCACUGCCUCAAAUUUUAUAUUCCAUAUUCGUUUGUGUGAGCAUGCCAUGGUAUUGAAGGCAACUGGUGUUGUGUUAUUUGGUGUCCCAUCGUCAAAAGCUGGCGAUUUUGUUAAUAAACAUUGGUCUCUCGUGAACUACACAUGUUCAGACCAGUAAGCUUAGCCCUGUACAGUCUCACAAUGCUUUUUAACGCAUUAAGAGUUGCUGGAAGGCUGAAUCAGACAUACAGUACCACCAUCCUCACUGUUUCUAUAACGACACUGUACGAGUUGUAUUUAUAUGUACAGUGUCGUUCUAGAAACGACGUUUCUAGAGCGACACUCUGUACAUAUAAAUACAACUCGUACAGUGUUGUUAGAGAAACAGCGAGGAUGGUGGUACUGUAUGUCUGAUUCAGCCUUCCAGCAACUCUCAAUUAUGGUUAAAAAGCUUUGUGAGACUGUACAGGUCUAAUCUUGCUGGUCUAAGCAUGCGCAGUUCAUGAGAGACCAGUGUUUGUAAACAAAAGCGCCAGCUUUUGACGGUGGGGACGCCAAAUAACACAACACCGGUUCAGGCGUUUGUAGUAUUACCAUCCAUAGGUACGUGUCAAUGUGUGGUUUUCAGGUUUUGCAAGUUGUCUAAAAUACAGAUAAUGAAAAUUUGAAUUCAUCAAUGUAUUUAUAUUUGAAAUAUCAAUAUAGUAUCGUUUUCGCCUAUCGAACUUAUCGCUAGCUAGUAUCGGAAUUGUGAAUUUGUAUCAGGUAUCGGUUAUUGGUUAUCGCCUAUAUUUGUGUCUCCAGUUAACGAAUAUCGGUUAUCACCAAUAAGGUUUUCCAAUAUCAGUUAUCGGUUAUCGGGAAUAAGGUUUUGUGUUAUCGUGCCCAGCUAUGUAGACUAGAGUACGUCUGAGGCUGUCUCCGGGAUACACGGCCGUGAUGCCGCCGUCACCCCAAGCCGAUGAUUGCACACACUUCACUCCUACCCGAUUUCAGUUUUUCUCCAAGUCAAAUCAUAGUCAGGAAAUCGGGAAGGAGUAAAGUGUGUGCAGUCAUUGGCUUGGAGCAGUGGCGGCACCAAGGCCUUGUAUCCUGGAGGCAGCCUCAGACGCACUCUAGUACAUAAUUUGAGUUCUAUGGAAAGUAUUUCUUUGACAGUUCACUGAGUGGCUACGUGUGGCGCUGCCUGUAUAGCCAAUACAGUCCAUUAAUGGUGUCUUUACUUGUUAUUAAUCAAAUGCUCUUUUACAAAACUAAGUUAAGCUUGUAUGUUCCACAGUGUGUGUGUGUGUGUGUGUGUGUGUGUGUGUGUGUGUGUGUGUGUGAGUGUGAGUGUGAGUGUGAGUGUGUGUGUGUGUGUGUGUGUGUGUGAGUGUGUGUGUGUGUGUGUGUGUGUGUGUGUGUGUGUGUGUGUGUGUGUGUGUGUGUGUGUGUGUGUGUCUAUCAUGCUGUGCCCCAUAUUACUGAAUGAUCUUUCCUUUAAAUAUAACUAUAUUCUUGCUUCUCUAGCUUGUGGCCCCCAGCCUGCUUAACUCAGGAACUGGGGUGAUGAUUGUGAUGAUGUGCUGAUGAGUACAAUGACAAUGAUGAUGAUUACUUCACAGAGAAGAGGAGAUAGCAUAAAUCAGAUGUGCUUCUAACAAAAUCAAGUUACUUACAGGAAACUAAGGUAUAUAUAUGACAAAUCAACAGACGGGAAAGCAUUUGUCGUUGCUCUUUACACAGAGCUAACCUUGCCAAUUCCACCAAAUCUGGAAAUUAUAUUCCUAGGUUUUCAUUCAGUGUGUCUGACAAAAUUUUCCUUAUUUUUCCUCAGUCAAGGGAAUGAACUCAGAUCUAGUCUCUUCAAACAAACACACACACAUGACAGUAUGAAUGGAGAGAGGCUCUACUGGACACCUGCCACACUGACUGGCUAUGUUCAAAGGUGCUACUUAUCAUCUGAACACUGAAAGUAUUGUUAUCUGCAUUGCUAACACCCAUGAUGGGAAGAUGCCAAUCUAUGCCUUAAUAAAAAAAUAUUAAAAGAU
Messenger RNA from Eriocheir sinensis (Chinese mitten crab), 8634 nucleotides. RefSeq names its product transmembrane channel-like protein 7. The record is from RefSeq and is a predicted model, not a curated record. NCBI's taxonomy places the organism in Eukaryota, Metazoa, Arthropoda, Malacostraca, Decapoda, Varunidae. Gene Ontology annotation, cellular component: plasma membrane. Bases 137 to 3112 code for a protein of 991 amino acids. Gene Ontology annotation, molecular function: mechanosensitive monoatomic ion channel activity. The transcript has 8 exons.